UUAAAACACAUUCUGAAAAGUGUCGGAAAGUUGCUUCCACACUUCAGCACAGGGUCCAAACAGAACUGCUCCGAAUAAAAUAAGAUACUUGCGGAUUAGUUGGGGACUUUCCUGCCUGCUUUUUGUCCUGGACUCAGAAGUCUGACCUGCGCGACCAUUUUUAAAGCUCUACCUUGCUCUCAUUGUAAAUAGACUCAACAGCACCAUGUCGCAACAUUUCAGGAGUGGACCAGCGUUCGGACUUUCUGCCGAGGUCAAGAGUAAGUUGGCAGGGAAGUAUGACCCUCAAAUGGAGGAGGGGCUCAGGCUAUGGAUUGAGGAUGUCACUAGCAAGAAGAUUGGAGAACACUUCAUGGAGAGUCUGAAAGAUGGAGUCUUGCUCUGCGAACUCAUUAACGUUCUCCAGCCAGGCUCUGUGAGAAAGAUCAACCGCUCCAGUCAAAACUGGCACCAGUUGGAAAACAUUGGCAAUUUUGUCCGUGCAAUCACCGAGUACGGCCUGAAACCUCACGACAAUUUUGAGGCCAACGACUUGUUUGAGAACGUCAACCAUACCCAGGUCCAGUCCACUCUCAUCGCUCUGGCGGGGAUGGCCAAGUCAAAAGGGUUCCACUCCAAAUAUGACAUUGGGGUCAAGUAUGCUGAGAAGCAGCAGCGUCGCUUUGCUCCAGAGAAGCUCAGGGAGGGACGCAACAUCAUCGGCUUGCAGAUGGGCACCAAUAAGCUUGCCAGUCAAAAAGGUAUGACGUCUUACGGCACAAGACGCCAUCUUUUCGACUCCAGGAUGGGCAUGGACAACCCCAUGGACCAGUCCACCAUCAGUCUACAGAUGGGUACUAACAAAGGAGCCAACCAGUCUGGCAUGACAGCACCAGGAACCAGGAGGCACAUCUUUGACAAGAAGCUGGAGCUGGAGAACUGUGACACCACCACUAUAUCACUGCAGAUGGGCACCAACAAAGUGGCCUCCCAGCAGGGCAUGACCACCUACGGCCUCCCCCGCCAGGUCUACGACAACAAGUACUGCGCCACCCCCGACGAGACUUACUACAAUAACGGGAGCGAGGCUGUGUUUGAUGGCUGCAACCAGUACUCUGAUUAAGACGACCACAAGCGGCCUCAAAAGCCUUCCAACCUUCCUUUGCUAAACUUUAGACAAGUGACCAGGACUUUGUGAUGAGCAACCCCUCCCCCCCCCCCACCAGACUGUUAUUUAAACACCGAUUUGACGUCAUUGUUGCCUCUUUUUCUUAACAUUUUUACUCUUGGGAAAUGUUUUUCUUUCCAUGAGCAUAACAAUAGUGUUUACUUUACGUCCUAACUUUUAUAUUGUGGCCCACUUCUAUAUUUCCCUCCCUCCCAAACAUAUUUAAUCACUACUAGAGUGGCCCAGAAACUCAAGAGGUUGAUAUUAAAUAUCAUUGCUAUUUAUAGAUCAUUUUUUAAUCACGUUAUAUUCCUGUGUUGUAAUCAGACAGCCACACAAGUUUCUGUCAUGUUGGUGCUACUGACCUUUUUUUUUUUGGAGUCACAUUGAUACUUCCAGAGGAAUUUCCUCCUUCUGGCCAUGACUGACAGUAAUGGAGGAUGCAGGACAAAUAGAUUUACAGUAUUCAGACAUUGUCAUGUGAGCACCUACAUUGAUUUAGAUAAGUCAUCCACCGCUAAAAUUACCCAUGAUUCCUGGCACAUGCUAUUGCAGUUGUGGUUUGUGUGGAAUGUACUUCAAACUUUGCCUGUUGAGUAUAAUGACAACUACAGAGAGGGUCAAGAAAUUCUAAAAACCAAUUUGACAGCGCUCAAAAUUAGAAUAUGGAUACCUAAUUGCCUGUGAACUUGUUCCAGCUUGAUGCUGUUGCUCCUUUUUUUUUUUUUUUAAGAUGCCGUUUCGUAUUGCUGUACCUCACCAAAUGUCUUGAAUGUAAUGUUGCUAUUAGUGCCACAAGCUGCUGCCCGAUACUUUUAUUUUAAGAGAGCAGGAAUAUGUGCACAAUCUGUGGGCACAAGUCGAAGUACAUAUUUCAGAUGGAGUUCGACUGUCUGGUUCAUAUUGUUGAGAUUUACAGUCACAGUGCGGUUCAUAUUGUUGAGAUUUACAGUCACAGUGCUAAAAUUAGGAAGCCUUGCAGCUUGGAGUAGAGCGCCAUCUAGUGUUUUAAAAGCAUGUGAGCAAAGUCGGUCAAAUCUUUUAGCAUUCCUUUUUAAUUGAAUAAAACAGAUUUUAGCAAGAUAAGCAUUUUUACAGUGCAUUUACUGACCUGUGUCAUCAAAAAUAUGUAAAAACGUUGUCAGUGGUCAAAUUUCACCUUUUAAGAGCAGACUGU
Messenger RNA from Syngnathus acus (greater pipefish), 2324 nucleotides. It is a transcript of the gene cnn1b, whose product is annotated as calponin 1, basic, smooth muscle, b. The transcript has 7 exons. Gene Ontology annotation, biological process: actomyosin structure organization. The record is from RefSeq and is a predicted model, not a curated record. NCBI's taxonomy places the organism in Eukaryota, Metazoa, Chordata, Actinopteri, Syngnathiformes, Syngnathidae. Gene Ontology annotation, molecular function: actin binding. Bases 206 to 1102 code for a protein of 298 amino acids.